UUAACCUCUAGCUGCCCCAGGAGCUGUCUGACCCAACUUUCUCAAAAAUGUCCAUCACUUUGGAUAGAAAAAGCAUCUGCUGCAUAAAUAAAAAAUACGCUCAGUGACAAAAAAAAGUUAAGCACCCAGAGAGAGUGGUGUGAUUGAAAUGAACCUGCUUGGGGUGAAAGGUUGUGUGACUAUCACAAUGAUUAUAAUAGCAGAUCAAACGGAUAAUAAAGUAUGGACACACUGCUGGCCCCAUGUCAGUAGGGUGUGGCACACACCCCCCCCCCCCCCCCCCCCCAGGGCCUGGAUACAUGCAGUGAUAUAGUGCGGAAGGGAGUCGUACAGCCGUUGUAUCCUCUCCUGCGGCAAGUCGGCCCACAGCUGCUGUAACUGGCCAUCGAGAUCCUGAAGAUUGGCACUGAGUUGACGUCUGAGCUGAUCCCACACGUUGCAUUGGGGAAAGAUCGUGGGACCUGGUUGGCCACAGGAGGACCUCAACAUGACGCAGGCAGCCCAUAGUCACACGUGCCGUGUGUGGACGGGUGUUGGCUUGCUGACAGACUGUACCGGGGUGCUGUCCCAGGAGGGGUAAGACAGGCAGACGCAGGACGUCACUGACGUAGCGCUGUGUCGUCAGGCUCCCCUGAGUCACUACCAGAGAUGACCUGAUGUCACACUCUGUGGUUCCCCACACCAUGAUGCCAGCAGUAACGCCGGCCUGUAAAUCCACACCAUCGGCAGGAUCGGUCCUCUCCCCUCAGCUCCGCCACGCACAUGACGGUCAUCCAUGGUAAUGAGGUUCAUCACUGAACAUGCUAGGAUUCCGCUCAUCAGUCCAUGCCUCCCGGUUACGGCACCACGCCAAACAGCCGUCUCUGCGCUGGUGUGAGCGGCAGCCUACGCCUGGGAUGGUGACCCUGUAAUCCGGCGGAUGCCAGUCGGGACACAGUGGGGGGGGGGGGGGGGGGCACAGGGUGCUCUAGAGAGUCCAAUGCCUGUGUCUGGAAGACAUUCGCAGAUGUCAAGGGGUUCUGUAAUGCUUGGCGAACGAUAUGACGAUCCUCCUUUGGUGUGGUCUGUCUGGGGCGAUCGGAACCUUCACCAUGUGUGUGGGUGCCUCACGUGUCCAUUGGUUCCAACAUCGGGCCAGGGGCGCCGCUAGAAAUUUUGGGCCCUAUGACAAAAUAUGAGGUUGGGCCCCCCUACCACACCCAUUCCGCUCAAAACAUACAAGCCAACCUAGCUAUUCAAAAUCUUUGUCUGCAAUAUAAUAGUACCGACCUAUUACUUUUGUUAUUGCUUUUGACAGGUACCGUAUCAGUAUUUAAUCAGAGACCUACCAUGGCUGUAGCUAGCAGAUGAUUUAUUGUUCAAAAAUAAAUGUAAUAGAAAAAUUACAUAUUUAAUUUUCAUUGGUGAAAAACGUAACCUGUUCUAUUCAGUAUCAGAUAACGUUAAUGGUUUGCUAUGCAAGUAGCGCCAACAUUACAUCAAAGGAAGCUUCGUGAAUACCUUUCUUUUCGAAAAACUUAGUGAGUAAUUGUCGGCCCGUUUUCUCUCUCUCUGCUCUAUGUAACCUCGCUUGUCGUUUCCGAUGACCGGACUUAUGCUUCUUUGUUGAACUUGACAUAUCUGCACCUGCUCUCACUCAGCAGCGACACUCUACGCUAGGUAGGAUGGGCUGAACCAUGCAGUGAAUCAGAGAGGGGUGUAAUUUGACUGGAGAUGCAGAAAUAAGCCGUAAUAUUGUUUUAUUUGUAACUCUUUUGUAGAUACAUUUUUUUAUUUCUUUUACUUUACUGCUAGUAGUGUUAUUAUUAAUAAAGCAGAUCUCUGGGGGCCCCUAAAGGGCGUGGGCCCUUAGAAUUGUCCCAACUUUCCCCCCCUUAGCGGCGCCCCUGCAUCGGGCGACUGUGACAUCUGCACGCCCCACAUGCCAGAGAAGUUAGUCCACCCCUGAUAAUUAGGCAUCAGAAGUGUCAUUCAUGCUGAUAGCUGCUUGUUAAGGGGCUACACCGCAACCUCGGGCAUGUUUCGGUGGGUACGCCACGCACUGACGGAGGCACCUUGCAUGCCACGAAUGCUGACCUCCUCCUCUGAGAGAAAUGGGCCUCAAACUGAGGCAUUAAAAAAACAAAAAGAAAGACUCCAUCUGGCUACCAUCUGUAGCAGAGAGGUGUGUGAGAUGCUGCGCUCCAGCCUGAAUUUCCAACAUGUUUCUUCAUGCUUCUGCUUUGCACUUUGUUGGCAUGAAACGUGGACCCCUUUCCUAUAGUGGGGACCAGUUCAGAGUCUGCCCGGCCAUCUGGCAUGCGGGCGCUUUCCUGGUGGGCCGAUGCAUAUGUGGGUUGGCAAAAAUUACCAUGAAGGACCCCAAAGUCCAAGGCCGGUUUAUCUUCCGGCCCAGGAACUGCGCUUAGCGUAAAGUGUCUAAAGGGUUUGUCUGCAUCUGCUGUGUGGCUGUUUAUAAUCCGGGGGCGGCGGUGGGGGAAUACCCAGCAGGCUGAACACUCUGCUGCUCCGGGAGGAGGAGGAGGAGAAAGAGGAGGGUCGAGGUGGGCUUCGCGUCUUUGGUGAGCAGCUUGCUGAUGAGGCUCAGGAGAGCGUCGGGCUCUGAGAUGAAAGACAGACCCCGAUGGCAGGCAGAGGGUCGGCUGCAGCCGGACGCUGCGUUUUCCGGGAAUCUGUGGUGGUGCUGCUGCUUCUGGUGCUGGACUGGGCCGCGGGGUCUCCUUUCUGGACCGGUCAGGAGGUUUCUGCUUCUGAAGAUGUUCUGCCAGCACCGGUUCUGAUCCGAUCCAGACGCUAUACCAUCAACCCUCUGGGCUAUAAGUGGGGACACUUUAACAUCACCUACAAGAUCACUAGGUUUCCCAGCACCCUGAACAAGGAAGACACACGCAAAGCCAUCAGUCUCGCCUUUGCCAAGUGGAGUGAAGUGUCACCGAUGUCCUUCACUGAAGUCACCCAGCCCAGCAGGAGCGCUGACAUCACCAUCGGAUUCUACACCCACAACCACACAGACUGCUGGUGGGCCCCCCUGCAUCCCUGCUUUGACGGCGUGAAUGGGGAGCUAGCUCAUGCCUUCCUGCCCCCCCGUGGCGAGAUCCACUUUGACAACCAUGAAUUCUGGGUACUUGGCAGGUCCCGCUACAGCUGGAAACAAGGUGUGUGGCUCAAUGACCUCGUUCAGGUAGCUGCCCAUGAGAUUGGCCACGCCCUCGGUUUGUGGCACUCCAGGGAUCCGAGGGCCCUGAUGCACCCCAAUGCCACCUACACAGGUCAGCGGGACGUCGCCCAGGAUGACGUGUGGGCCAUCCAGCGCCUCUACGGGUGCUUGGACAAGCGGAGAGUGUGUGACCCGUGGGCCCGACUCGGGUUCUGUGAGCAGAGGAGGAGCUUCAUGAAGAAGAACUGCCCUCGUCAGUGCGACCUCUGCAUGGAGCCUCUUGAUGCAGUUACCAUGCCAACCCCACCCGCUUCCAAUAUCAGAGUUAAACUUGUGCCCCGGGGCAGAGUGAUACGGUUCCGCUGCGGUGCAAACACUCCCAAAACUCCCUCCAAAGUCAGGUGGCACAAAGACGGGGAGCUGCUGGCGUCUUCGGUUCCCGGGUACAUCGCCAUGAAGGGCCACGAGCUACGGAUCGUAGCUAAUGAAUUCAACGAAGGCACAUACACAUGCCGACUCCUCCGCCGUGGCAACGUGGUCUCCGCAAACUCCUGGACCAUUCGCCUGAAGGCCGAGCGCUCUGGUGAGCCCGGUUGAACACGGGCACGGAAAUGCCACCCCGGCGUUUUUCCAUUGCGUUGGCCGAGCCCAGAUCUCCGAAAUGCCGCUUUGGACCAAUGACCGACACGGGAAACAUCAGCAUCAGGUUACAUGUCUCAGAACACAAAGCAUUCGGUCACGUGACAUGUAGGACAUCUGGUGGCUGCUUGAUCAAGUAAGCCUACAGCAAUGCUUGUGUUCACAUGAUCACACAACACUGUGGUCACACUUAUUUUUAAAGGUUAUAGAUUCUCUUUUUUCUCUCCUAAAAUUAAAUUGACUGCAUCAGCAAUAAAUAUUACAUUUAUGUAGCACUUUUCCUAACCAAACUGGAUUUAAUUCCCAUCUGUGUGGGGGACAUUUCGAUAGGGGAUUUUGUUUUGUAUGAUAAGCAGGGACCAACUUCAGAUAAGGCAUGGGUAGGCAGCUGCCCAGGGCCCCUGAAAACUAGGGGUCCCAUGAAGACAGAAUUUCCAGAAGUUACAGUUAAGGAUGUAACAUAAUAUGAUCAUUUAUAUUAUAGCAACAUGUCUUUAAUUUGAAUUUUUAGCAAGUUUUCAGGACAGACAAAGUAAUGGACCGUUGCAGCUUUGACACUUUAGGCUGCCCAGCUGUCUUUUCCCACUGGAGUCCUCCGAUUGUUCACUGCCAAGCGAACUCGCACAAAGCUCCCCCCUCCCCAUGUCAGCUUAGGGCCCCCAGAGAUGAUAAGGCAUCAGGAGUGUCAUUCCAGCUUGUCUUUACUGGUGAAUAAGGACCUCAGCUUUGAGUCCAGCAACCUCACUGUACUGGGAUACUACUGUCUGAAUCUGAUCCAAGUAGUGACAUCACUACUGGAAGCAAAGCCUUUUUAUACAGGUUUCUCAUCUGUGUACAAACCAGUCACAACCUUGGGGUUGCCUAGUGGUUAACACUGUUCCCCCACACCUCUGUGAAUAAGAGUGUGGAGUUUGCCUGUACUCCGUGUGUCACUGAGGGGUUUUCUCCAGAUUCUCCGGUUUCCCCCCCACAGUCCAAAAACAUGCCAAUGUGAAAUUGCAGCUGCUAAACUGUCCAUAGGUGUAAAUGGUGCAUGGACUGAGAUGGGUUGUGUGCUCUGCAAUAGGCUGGUACCCCCCCACCCAUUAAUUAUUCCCAGCCUUGUGCCCAUAACUUCCAGGAUAGGAUCCAGGUCCCUACGACCCAGCAUAGGACAAACAGGCACAGUAAAUGGAUAGACAAUCACAAAGUCUAUUAGGAAUCAAAUAAAAUGUAUUUUCACAAAACAACCUUCUUAGCUAAUUUAAACUCUUGAUGUAACCAUUAAAUAAAGCAGCAUCUUUCAUGUUGGGCAUCUAUUUCCAGUCACAGUGCAAGAAGCUUAGCUACUUGGGGAUGAUGGUCUCAUCAUUCAGGUCAAACCAGAUAGGGUAGAUCUCACACUUUCAGGUGAAGAACAACCAGUCAGAAAAACAGUCUGCAGAGAAUUUAACAUAGAAACUACCAUCAUCUGAUAUACACCUAAUAGACAUUUGAUCAUUUUUAGAGCAAAACAGACACAAACAGGUAGGGCACCCAACAUCUCAAGUUGUUGAGAAAACAACAUGGACAAUAAAUUUCAAGUCAAGUCA
Brienomyrus brachyistius is the source of this 5367-nucleotide messenger RNA. It is a transcript of the gene mmp23bb, whose product is annotated as matrix metallopeptidase 23bb. The coding region runs from base 2624 to 3754 and encodes 376 amino acids. Gene Ontology annotation, cellular component: extracellular matrix. The transcript is spliced from 8 exons. Gene Ontology annotation, biological process: proteolysis; extracellular matrix organization; collagen catabolic process. The record is from RefSeq and is a predicted model, not a curated record. Gene Ontology annotation, molecular function: zinc ion binding; metalloendopeptidase activity. NCBI's taxonomy places the organism in Eukaryota, Metazoa, Chordata, Actinopteri, Osteoglossiformes, Mormyridae.